Jaculus jaculus (lesser Egyptian jerboa) is the source of this 1238-nucleotide messenger RNA. RefSeq names its product tubulin folding cofactor B (gene Tbcb). Gene Ontology annotation, biological process: cytoplasmic microtubule organization; post-chaperonin tubulin folding pathway; tubulin complex assembly. The record is from RefSeq and is a predicted model, not a curated record. The transcript is spliced from 6 exons. Gene Ontology annotation, cellular component: microtubule plus-end; nucleus; cytoplasm. Gene Ontology annotation, molecular function: alpha-tubulin binding; microtubule plus-end binding. NCBI's taxonomy places the organism in Eukaryota, Metazoa, Chordata, Mammalia, Rodentia, Dipodidae. Bases 277 to 1068 code for a protein of 263 amino acids.
AGGAGGAACUCCUGCCAGUCUUUGCUCGGGCUUCAUUGGCUCGCACCGCGCGCUGUGGAAGGCCUCUCGGGAUUGGCUGGACCUCACCCGAGACCCUCUUCCUGGAGGUGGGGAGAGGAGGACAACGAUUGGCCGGCCGCGCCGACAGGAGGCCGCGGAUUGGCCAAACUCGGGAGCAGGGGCGGGGCUGGUAUCCCAGAAGCAGCGGCGGCAGCUGCGGAGCCGGUGUGAGACGACUGAGCCGGACCCUGGUCCUGGACGGAGUGCGGCGGCGACAUGGAGGUGACGGGGAUAUCGGCACCCGUGGUGUCUGUCUUCAUCAGUAGCUCCCUCAGCACCUUCAGGUCCAAGAAGCGAUACAGUCGCAGCCUCACCAUCGCCGAGUUAAAGUGUAAACUGGAACUGAUCGUGGGCACCCCUGCUUCCUGUAUGGAAUUGGAGCUGUAUGGGGCUGACGACAAGUUAUACACCAAGUUGGAUCAGGAGGACGCACUGCUGGGCUCAUAUCCUGUAGAUGACGAUUGCCGCAUUCAUGUCAUUGACCACAGCGGCACCCGGCUUGGGGAGUACGAGGAUGUGUCCAAGGUGGAGAAAUUCGAGCUUUCAAAAGAAGCCUAUGACCAGAAGCAAAACACACUUCGCUCCUUCUUGAAGCGCAGCAAGAUAGGCCCAUACAAUGAACAGCAGCGGGAACAGCAAGAGGUGGAGGCUGCCCAGCGCCUGGCAGAAGAGAAGGCCCAAGCCAGUGCCAUCUCCGUGGGCAGCCGCUGUGAGGUGCACCCUCAGGGGCAGACCCCUCGCCGGGGUACUGUCAUGUAUGUAGGCAUGACUGGGAGUGGACUCUGCCCACAGGUCUCACUGAGCUUUCUCUCCUGGGCAGGACUCACAGAUUUCAAGCCUGGCUACUGGAUUGGUAUUCGCUAUGAUGAGCCACUAGGAAAAAAUGAUGGCAGUGUGAAUGGGAGACGAUACUUCGAAUGCCAGGCCAAGUACGGUGCCUUUGUCAAGCCAUCAGCUGUGACCGUGGGGGAUUUCCCAGAGGAAGACUAUGGCUUGGAUGAGAUGUGACACCGAAGGACAGGCUUCUUCCUGCUCCAGCCUGACUCAGCCAUUCAUUGCUCCUCCCGUGGGUGUGCCUCUGACCCUCUUCUCUGACCCCAUUUUAAUUUUAUUCAUCACUUACCUACCAUGACUUCUGGAAUUCAUACAUUAAAUCUAAAUCAUCAGAAAGCUGAAAA